GAACGACACAAUCCACACUCCAUCGAAUUGAAACACACACACACAACUAAUUAUACACACAACUAAUUGGGUUGUGGGGGGUUUGUGUUGUGGUUUGUUGGGGGUAUGAUAUGGUAUGGUUGGAAACAGCUCAGGGUUGGGCAUGCUCAGGCAACUCAUUGGACAGUUAGAGGAGUUUUUGGAGCUCCACGGCUCUAUUCCUCCUCCUGCGCUUCCUUCCAAUUGCUUGAUUCAGUUUCUACCUCCAUCGCACCACAAUUCGCUCAGGUGGUGUAACUAUUUCAAUCUCGAAGACACCUCUUUGCAAGACAGCUGGUGCAACAUGAUAAUGAGUGCCGAAAAUGUGAAAACGCUUGGACCCGGGAAGCCUCCCCCUCCCCGCAAGAAAGUGCGCAACAACAACGGUGAUAAAUCCCAGGUGGACGAGACGAUGGACUACCGCAUCUGGAAAGAAUUCCCAGAAGACCUGUUCGAGUCCGUGAUGGCCCGUCUCCCGAUAUCGUCUUUCUUCCACCUUCGGUCCGUGUGCCGCAAGUGGAACUCAGUCGUGCACUCCCCCAGCUUCUCCCUAGAGCACGCCCUCGUGGCACAGAGGCAGCAGCCGUGGUUCUACACCUCAGGCGGCGCCAUGUACGACCCCGUCUCGCGGAAGUGGCGCUGCCGCCGCGCCACCCUGGCAGCAGCCACCUCAGCAACAAAAAAUCCAAUCGUUCUCCCCGUGGCUUCAUCCGGCGGCCUCGUGUGCCUCCUCGACAUCGGCCACGAGAGCUUCUACGUGCGCAACCCCCUCACAGGGUCUUCCAGGGAGCUUCCCCCUGCACGCGCACGCGCAUCAGUAAGGGUAUGGUCCCGCGUGGCAGUCGGGAUGGCCCAGCAUCCGCAACACGGAGGCUACAAGGUCGUCUGGGUGGGUUGUUCGGGGGAGUACGAGGUGUACGAGUCGGGAAGGGGGAUUUGGGCUCAUCGGGGGACGGUGCCGCCAUGCGUGCGGGUCCCGCUGGGGCUGAAUUUCGGGUCGCCGGCGGCGUGCGUGGGCGGGGCUCUACACUUCCUUCGGUCUGAGCCGGACGGGCUCGUGAUAUAUGACGUGGGGAGUGGGGCGUGGGGACAGGUGGCGGUGCCGCUGCCGCCAUGCUCGGGGGACCACGCGCUGGCCGAGGGGGGAGGGGGUCGCGUGCUGCUGGUGGGGCUGAUGACGAAGAACGCGGCGACGUGCGUGUGCGUGUGGGAGCUGGAGAGGAUGACGCUGUUGUGGAAGGAGGUGGACAGAAUGCCAAAUGUGUGGUGCUUGGAGUUUUACGGGAAGAGUGAUGUGAGGAUGAGUUGCCUGGGGAACAAGGGGUUGAUCAUGCUGUCGUUGAGGUGCAGGCAGGUGAACCGCCUCGUCACUUAUGAUGUGUCCACCCGGGAGUGGCGCAGGGUGCCUGGGAAGAGGAAGCAGUGGAUUGCGUGCGGGACCUCUUUUCAUCCUUGUUUGACUGCAUCGCCUUAGUGUGUGUGUGUGUGUUGAUGUGUUUUAUCUUUUACUUGUGGCUAUGCGUUCUCUAGUGUCUGUAUAAUUAAUGUGUACUCGUGCAAUGUUGUAGUUGUUUUUUCCGGGAACAACUUUAAUAGUAGCAACAACUAAGCUGCCCAUAAUAAUCAUGCUCUCUCUCUCUAGAUUGUAUUACAAAUAAUUCGUGUGUAAACUUUCUUUAAUAUCUCCCGCUUCUCCUCUUUUGUUCAUCGCUUACGAAUGGAGGCUUUGUUGAUUGGAAAGCAGUUAAAUUUACUAUUUCCUUCA
This is a messenger RNA of Striga asiatica, 1783 nucleotides long. Lineage: Eukaryota; Viridiplantae; Streptophyta; Magnoliopsida; Lamiales; Orobanchaceae. The record is from the annotation of a GenBank genome assembly.